UAUUUCUUUUAAUGGCCAUAUUUCUUAACCCAUAAACAGGCAUACAACUGUACAGAGAGACCUCUCUCUGUGCAACAAGAUCAAUACGUCUGAAAUCUCACAAAAGUUAAGGGCAAAGCAGAGGUAUUUCAGGGCAUUCAAAAGAUUUGAACAAAAGUUGCUGAGCUGAUGCUAAUGAUACCAAUUACCUGGGUUGGAAUUUUUUGAGAGGAAACGUUAGUACUUCAAAAAUCCAAAUAAGGUCACUGGAAGACUUUACCAACUCAGCAAAAUUUCUCACUCUUCCAGACAUUCAAAAACACAGACAAAUUGAUGUGUAGUCUGAGAGAUUGCGCUGAAAAGAAAGAGAGCUAUUCAAAAAAGUUUACUGAAUAUAACUGAGGUAGAUCAUAACAGGUACCUGCUGUCCUUAGGGCAGUAGCAGGUAAUGAAAUUUGAUUCUAUAAUCCUGCUUCUCUGAAGCAUGCUCAGUCCCUAAAGAGCUCCUCUGUGACAUGCAAUCUAAAAGUGUGUUAUCACAAGUCUCCUUACAAUGGUGAGUACCAAACCCCAGGACUAUUGGGAAAAUAAAUGACUUCUUUUUUUUUCUCUGUCUUGCAACACUGAAAUGUAGUUUUCUGUUUAUUUUGAAAUGUGCUCUUGUGAUCAGAGCACUGAGUUAAUAGAACACAUCAGUGGGAACAAACUUGAAAUCUAUACCUUUCUGUUUGAGUACUUGUUCUGUUACUAACUGACACCACUUAUGCACACCUAAAGUUUUCACAAGUAUUCAGUAAUUUUAUUUAAAUUGCAUGUGCAGAAUGAAAUGCAGGAGUAAGGCUGACUGUCAGAUUCACACGGAACUGCUGAGCAGCUGUUUGACCAGUGCUAAACACGCCUAUUGCCCUCAGCGUAUCUGUGGUCUUUUGUUGUCCUCUCUUUACAGAGAAUGGCAAUUAAACUGUCAAGCCCUCCUGGGAUGGGAGGAAAGAACUGGAGGAAAAGGAAACAGAAGGAAAACAGACAACUGAUGACAGGAGACAAAUGUGCCAUGGACACGGGCUGGCCAUUUGUUUCAUCUGCCACAAUGCCAGUACAAUGGGAAUACCUGAACACUAGCAGUGUUGAUGGCAAAUGACUUGCCUUAGUCCUUAGACUUAGUGCUGAGAAUACAGGCAGGAGAGAAAUUACAAAGAACUUAAUUAUUUACUACUGAAGCCCUGGCCAUAAUUCAGGUCAACUCCUAAACUGUUUUCUCACAACAGCUAAAGAAAGACAUCCUUUAAAUAACAAUGACCAAGGGAACUGACAAACAGUGAAGAGUUCCGUGUUCAUUCCUCUCUGUUUCUUGCUUUUCUAAAAAGCACGUGUGAGUUGGUAGAAGUUAGGAAAGUGGGGGGGAAAAGGAGAGAAUAAAAUGAAUAAAGGGAGAGCAGUCUGUUUUUUCUUUCAGGUACCCUCCAGCUGGUGAAUGGUGAGGGCACACCGUGACCUUAAUUGAACAUUAGGCUACAUUUUUUGAGCACAAUUGCUGAUUGAACAGAAUAAUUCUCUUCCCAGCUAGGCAAGUAUUUCUUGUGCCUGUGGUGAGUCUGAUUUAAGGGAAAGGCGGUCCACGUGGGGAGCAGACCCUUCCCCACACGGGAGAUAAGAGAUGCAGUUCCCCUAUGCCAUCUGGCUUUACUCAAGCGGCCCAACACAGCUCCUUGCGUACGUGGAGCUGGGAGAAAAAAUACCAAUUUAAAAAUGCAUGUCCAAGCCCCCACUAGGACACGGGAGGCCUCGGAGCAGCGCUCAUCUCCCCACCGGCGGAGUCGAGGGCUGACCGCCCUCGCGCUAUCUCUGCGUAGCUUUGGAGGAUGUGGGAGACCACAGAGACCAUCACGGAAAAGAGUCUGGCCCGGCCUACAGCUCCCAGCGUCCUUUGCAAAGACGCGUUGCCGAGACGACGGCCAAAGGGCCUCCACGGGGUUCGGGGGCACUGGCCGCGGUUCUCUCGCGAGAGCUGCGCUUAAAUCCCAGGAGACUCUCGCGCGAAGGGCGCGCGGUGCUGUCAUGUCGGCGGCAGGCGGCGAGGAGGGGCUGUUCGCGCUGGAGGUGCUGGUGGAGGCGGUGCGGGUGGCGACCCCGGGCCCCGCGCUGCGUCCGGCCGUGGCGCUGCGCCUCCUCGGCUUCCCUACCCUUCUGCUGCGCCCCGCCGCCUCCGCCCCGCCGCUCCGGCCCGGCCGGGCCUUCCCCUUCGGCCGCGGCAAGCGCUGCCUCUUCCGCUGGCUCCGCGGCUCCCUGUGCGCCGCGCUCCGCCGCCAGCCGCUCCGCGCCCUGCUGCUGGCGCAGCCCGUCGGGCCCGCUCCGGAGCCCCCCCGCCUCCUCGGCAGCUGCAGCAUCUCGCUGGCCCCCGACGCCGCCGAGGUGCUGCAGCGGCCCGAGGAGCCUGUUCGCUGGGGCCGCCGCGGCCGCUUCCCGCUAAGAGACGCAGCGGGCCGCGCGGUCGGGGAGCUGGUGCUGGGCUUCCGCCUCAGCAGCCUGGAGGCCGGGGAGCAGUCGGGCCCCGCCACGCCACCCCGCGCCUCUCCUGCGCCGGAGGACGAAGAGGAGGAGGCAGAUGAGGAAGAAGAGCGAGGCGAGGAGGACGGCAACGUCAUCUGCCCUCCCGUGCUGUAUUACAGCCGUGAGCCGGCUGAGCCUCGUUUGCCACCAGCAGCAGCCAUGGGGUGCUGGGAACAUGUUGUGGUACAAAACCCGCAAGAGCAAAGCAAUGUCCAGAGCCCCCCACGCCCCACUGCAGGGCCCUCCUUGCUACACCCCAGCAGCCCCCAGCAGCUCUACAGUACCCUGGCACAGUUGCCACUGCUCAGUGCCUUGCUGGCAGAGCUGUCAGUGCUCACCCGCUCUGCUACACCUGCUGCUGUCCAUCCCCAUCUUGCCUGGCUCUACCAGGCCCCAGGGGACUGUGGCACUCGUCCACAGCCAUCCAGCCAUUCCCCUGCCCUCAAGCCUGCAGAGGUGCCAGUGAGGCCAAGCAGGAACAGCGAAGCUACCAGCUCUCAAUUCAAGCAAGGCCAGCAGCAGACUACCUCACCAGGGUCUUCUCAGGCUGGGAAAAGAUCUAAGAAAGCUGCACCCCACAGAGAGAGAGAAUCUGAGAGAAACUGCAAAACUAAAGAAAACACACCUCCCAGAAGGAAACUGUUGUAUGGGCUGACAAAUACACUGAGGCUACGGCUGAAGCAAACCAAUCCUGAUAAGCUGAUACGGCUUGAAAAGAGAGAACAGUACAGAAAAAAGCAAGUGGAGAUGUUAAAGGUGCAAAGCCCAUUAUCCAAAAGAAAGCUGCUCAAAAAUGCUGGAGAGCAGUGUGUGGUUUCUCACAGGCAGUGUAGCAAGGGAGACAGUUCAAAGCAGAACGGUCAGGUUGAUGAAACUGAUGAGACUUCAUUACUAAACAGUGUUCUCAAAGAGUACUUUUCCAGUACAGAUGUUUGCCCUGACCUACAGAAGCAGGCUGCUGAAAGUCCGUUGAGGAACAACGGGUUUGCAAGCAAAGAACAUCCGUGCAAAGCAACAGCAGCCUCCUUAUUGGAGAAAACUAUAUUAAAGUCUACUCACAAAGAAAAAGACUUGAAAGUUCAGCUCCCAGCAGCUUUCGCAUCAGAUGCUAAUGUGAAGGGAAGUAAUGAUAAUGAGGAAGCAAUACACUUAAUCCAUCAUAAAAUCAUGGAGCACGAUAAUACCUCUGUUGCAAGUGAUCAGAAACGAAGCCCCAGCAGGACUGCUGAAAAAAGCUCUGAAUUCAUUUACUCUGAUGAUUUUGUUGCAAGUCCUGACAACAUAGUUUAUUCAGAAGAUUUCACCAGUGCUGAGUGUACAGACAGAGACUUGGACGCUCUUGACAGCAGUCCUGAACCUCUCUGGCUUGAAAGCCCAAAUCGUCCUUGGUCAGAUACAGAGGUGAAAUCCAGCAGGUCCAGAUCUUCAAAAGCAAGUGAAAGAGCUGAAAGUAUGUCAGAUCUUCUGCCAGUGCAUUCAUCUUCAUCACCCGUCUCUUCUUUGAAGAGAGACCAUGGCUUGAAAAACAGCAAAGGAACUGGUGGUGAAUCUGUUGAUUUACUUAAUGACACCUCUCUCUGGGCAGGAUUAUUAGAUGAAGAGCAGGAAGCCCACCAGGUCGAUAACGAAGAGAACAGAGUUGAUCAGCAUAUUAAACAAGCAUCUAUACUGAAAAGUGAACAAGUUAGCUCUGAUACUGAUCUGAAUACAGGAAAAGGACAGACCUCUGCAGAAAAAUGUCAGUCAGUAACUAAAGUGUGCUCCUACUUACCAUGUAACUUGUCUGAUCUUGAACUUAGUGAUGUGGAAAACAGUAGGUCAUGCAAAGAUUAUGAUGAUGUUCUGGGAGACCUACAAGCUCCUUCUCAAUACAAAGACAUCAGUGAACUUGUAAUAAACAAUCUCCCGGGAUACACAGUGUAAUUGUAAGUUGUCACUGUCUGGAUUAAAAUACAGUAUUAAAACUAUUUUUAUGAA
Messenger RNA from Gallus gallus (chicken), 4503 nucleotides. It is a transcript of the gene MAP10, whose product is annotated as microtubule associated protein 10. The transcript has a single exon. Lineage: Eukaryota; Metazoa; Chordata; Aves; Galliformes; Phasianidae. The coding region runs from base 1726 to 4449 and encodes 907 amino acids. Gene Ontology annotation, molecular function: microtubule binding. Gene Ontology annotation, cellular component: midbody; centrosome; cytoplasmic microtubule. The record is from RefSeq and is a predicted model, not a curated record. Gene Ontology annotation, biological process: mitotic spindle midzone assembly; positive regulation of cytokinesis; cytoplasmic microtubule organization.